GGGGAUUGGAACAUGAUGCUGAAAACCUCCAACGAUCUGAUACUGCUGCUGCUGCUUAUACAACGACUGCCCGAGUAGACGAUGAAUCCCGGCUCAACAUGGAAAAAAACAGAAACGAAAGCAUCCAUGAUCACUCCUCAAAACAACAGAUCCUCAAACGGUCCCUGCAACAGCGAACCACGAUCAUCGGCGCCCUGUUCAUUUUCGCCUACCAAGGCGCCGAAGUCACUAACGCCGGCUGGAUCUCAUCUUUCCUCAUCGACAUCCGCCACGGCAACCCAAAGAGCAUGGGCUACGUACCCUCCGGUUUCUGGGCGGGGAUAGCCGUCGGCCGUCUCCUGCUGAGCUACAUCGCCUUCCGCUACGUCGGCGAAGUACCAUUUACAUACGCCGUGGUCUUUGCGGCUCUGGGCAUGCAACUGGUCUGUUGGCUCGUCCCCAAUGUCAUCGGUAGCGCCACGGCCGUUGCAUUGAUUGGCCUGUUCAUUGGACCGAUCUACCCCUGUGCUACGACGCUUUUCUCGCACCAGCUUGAUCGGUCUUUGCAGGAGACUGCUAUUGCGUUUAUUACGUCUUCGGGGUCGGCGGGGGGUGCUGUUUUGCCGCUCAUUACAGGCGUGGUGAGUCAGUCAAUGGGGAUGUGGGUGUUGCAGCCUAUAUGUAUGGCUUUGUUUGCUAUGAUGGAGGUUUGUUGGGCUGGUCUUUCUUGGGGGCAGUUUAGGAAGUUGAGGGCUGAGUAGGAAGUCUCUUUAUAAGCAUUACAAGUAAAAGUGCUUUGGCGGUUAUGGUUCAAUGGGAACCACUACAAAAGUAAAUGGUAUAGAAGUGAAAUGAAAGAUAGAUAAUACCAAUUGUAGAAACUUG
This is a messenger RNA of Monascus purpureus, 864 nucleotides long. NCBI's taxonomy places the organism in Eukaryota, Fungi, Ascomycota, Eurotiomycetes, Eurotiales, Aspergillaceae. The record is from the annotation of a GenBank genome assembly.